GACGCAUCAUAUGAACGGAAUAAAACGAUAGUAACGACAUCUGUAGAUAUUUCUUUUUUUUAAUAUGAAAAUAAAAUACCGCCAAUUCAAUGUUGAUCGCAUCUCCUCAAUGUUUUGACGUGCAUGGCAAUGGCGGAUUUUAUGUUUAUCACAUAUUUUAUAUUAUCGUUGAUACUCAAAUUAUGUCCAGGAGAAGAAGAGAAGUUUUCUUUAUUAGAAAAUGAUUUUUCUGUUGAAAGUGAAGAAUCACAAAAGUCUAUAGAUACUAUGGCUUUUAAUGGCAGUUUGACUGGGCAGCAACGUUUUAAAUGUCAUAUUUGCGAGGGACCAGAUUGCUUAUAUUCUGAAAUCUGCUAUAAUGCAGUUACUUGUUGGAAAUCUAGAGUAAGACAACCAGAUGGUAUAGAAAGUGUAAGUAGAGGAUGUACUUCGACGAUAGAUCAAAUGUUAUUAAUAUGUAAUAAGCAAUUGCCACCGCGUAUUAUUCAAAGUGUUACUAAAAAGAGGCAUGUAAGUGGACCCUCACGAGGUGUACAAUAUCAUGUUGAAUGUUGCCAAACAGAUUUUUGCAAUGGCGGGCCAUUUCCAAUAUUACAUGACUUUAAUGGAGAUGUUGUUGAAGAAGAUUAUGCAGUUAAGUUAACAUUGGCAAUUUUGGGUCCUGUGGUUGGAUUCUGUAUUAUUGCUGGAAUAGUGCUGUUUUAUUUAUUGGUAUGUAGGACUCGUAAAAAAAGGACAUUGGCUGCAAGGCGUAAUAAACUUGUUAUAGAUUCUGAAAUGGAGUCAUCUAUCCUACAUUUCUCAUUUUCUUCUCCAACAUCCACUACGUAUCAUUCUCAUGAACUAAAAGCAACUGCAGCUGGUGAUAGUACACUAAAGGAAUACUUGGAUGGAAGAAGCUUAACUAGUGGAUCAGGAUCUGGUUUACCAUUAUUGGUGCAAAGAACAUUGGCUAAACAAGUGGCACUAGUGGAAUGCCUUGGUAGCGGUGGUAAUGGUGGAUUUGGUGGAGAAGUUUGGAGAGGAAUAUGGCAUGGUGAAAAUGUUGCUGUAAAAAUAUAUUUUUCACGAGAUGAAGCAGCUUGGGCUCGUGAAACAGAAGUUUAUUCUCAAUUGCUACCAUCGAGACACGAUAAUAUUCUCGGUUACGUCGGAAGUGAUAUGACAAGUAGAGCAAGUUGCACUCAACUUUGGCUAGUGACUCAUUAUCACCCGAUGGGCUCGCUUUUCGAUUAUUUAAAUCGAACACCUCAUUCUUUGACACAUCAUCAAACACUCAGUAUUUGUUUGAGUAUUGUGAAUGGAUUGCUUUAUCUACAUACAGAAAUUCAUGGAACUAGAGGGAAACCAGCCAUGGCACACCGUAAUCUCAAAUCUAAAAAUAUUCUUGUUAAAACUAAUGGUAGUUGUGUAAUUGCUGAUUUUGCAUUAGCUGUAACGCAAGAACGUUUGGCUACAGAUAGAAUCGAUUUAAAACAAGGUACAAAACGAUAUAUGAGCCCAGAGAUUCUUGAGCAAACGAUAAACGUCGAAUGUUUGGAGAACUUCAGACGAGCUGAUAUAUACAGUUUAGGAUUGAUACUAUGGGAAGUUUGCAGGAGGUGUAUAAGUAACGGUGUUGCAUUAGAAUAUGUAGCACCAUAUUCUGAAUGGCUUUCUAAUAGUCAAGAACCUUCUAUCGAAGAAAUGCGAAAAUUAGUAUGUUUGGAUCAACAUAGACCACCUCUUCCUAACAGAUGGCAUUCUGAUCCAACAUUGGCUGGUUUGGGGAAAUUAAUGAAAGAAUGCUGGCAUGGAAAACCUGCAGCGCGACUACCUGUUCUUAGAGUAAAAAAAACACUUGUUAAACUGGCAGCUAAUGACACACGUGUCCAUUUGUCCCUUGAUUAAGUAGCAUGUAUGGAUACGUAUUAUUUUAUGCAGAUAUUUAUUAGUACGAAGAAAAUAAGCUGCGUGGCUUGUUCUGUAAAUUUAUUUCUUCUUUGCAAAAAUGAAGGACAAUUAUAUAAAGUUUGUGCUACUCAUUUACUUUAUUAUAAAUAUAUUUAUAAUUAUCUUGAGUCGAAAGAUGAUACUUGAGGCAAAAUGAAAUGAAGUCUUAUUUCAUAUGAUUCUAAUAUUGUAUAUUACGAUUUAUAGGAUAAUAUUUGUGUAGUAUAUUAUGUGUCCUUGUAUAGUGUAUUUAGUAGUUAAAUUAAAAAGAAAUAUUUUUUUGUUAAUUACUAUUAUUAUUAGUUUCUAGUACCGUAAAGCCUCAGCCGUCUCAAAUAGUCUAACUAAGCUGGCGAAGAAUAUGUUCAUCGCUUUGUGAAAUUAUCUAGUAUAAAUGAAUAUUCAUUUAUAUCGGAUAUUUUAAUUGGGUAAAUAAGUUACCACUCUGUUAUGUAAAGAAUGAAAUUUCUAUCAUUUUUAUUCUAAGAGAAUUUUUAAACUACUUGAGAGAAAGGGAGAUGCGAUCAUCUAUUAUUGCCAAUGGCUGAGAAUUAUUGAUGUGUUCAUUAUAAUUAACGUGCUUAAUUAGCUAGAUUAUUUACUGUAAUUAUAACAUAAUAACUAUAACAAUUGAUAAUUCAAUAAAUAGUUGUUAUAAUUGUAGUAGCAACUAUAAAUAUAAGUGGUAACAAAAUCUUUAUCAAAAUAACAAUAGAUUUUUUAUAUCACAUAUAUAUCAAUCACUAGGAAAUGUUUUGCAGGUGGUAACAGCUAUAUAUUCAAAACGUUAAUAAACAGACGAGACUAUUAGUACAUAUAUCUUUUCGGCAUAAUAUUAUUUUUAUAUGACAUGUAUGAAUGUUAACAAGAUUUGUAAUAAAAAUCAUAGUUAGUGUAUCGUCA
This is a messenger RNA of Bombus impatiens (common eastern bumble bee), 2835 nucleotides long. It is a transcript of the gene sax, whose product is annotated as activin receptor type-1. Gene Ontology annotation, biological process: BMP signaling pathway; dorsal/ventral pattern formation; cellular response to growth factor stimulus. Lineage: Eukaryota; Metazoa; Arthropoda; Insecta; Hymenoptera; Apidae. The record is from RefSeq and is a predicted model, not a curated record. Gene Ontology annotation, cellular component: BMP receptor complex; plasma membrane. The transcript has 8 exons. Bases 124 to 1890 code for a protein of 588 amino acids. Gene Ontology annotation, molecular function: ATP binding; metal ion binding; SMAD binding.